Molecule: messenger RNA, 1620 nt
Organism: Cottoperca gobio
Lineage: Eukaryota; Metazoa; Chordata; Actinopteri; Perciformes; Bovichtidae
Gene: arl2bp
Product: ADP-ribosylation factor-like 2 binding protein
Exons: 7
Coding region: 46-714 (222 amino acids)
Biological process (GO): maintenance of protein location in nucleus; positive regulation of tyrosine phosphorylation of STAT protein
Cellular component (GO): mitochondrial intermembrane space
Source: RefSeq, a predicted model, not a curated record
CGUGCACACAUUUUGUUCUACCGGACGGGACUCAGUUGCGCACAUAUGUUGGCCGCCGUUUCCUUGGUAACAACAUUACGUUCGCUAGUUAUCAUACACGUAACGAUUUAUUUUAACAACAUGGACAUCCAGGAACGAACUUUGAUUUCACCACAUCAUGGGUAUUCAGAUGUUGCCUCCCCUCAUUCUCCAGAUGUCCGACGCUGUGGAGACAACAUCGUGGAAAUGGUUGACAUGGAAGAAGAAAACUUUGCUAUUUCCAGUUCCUCAGCUGCAGACGCUGCUUUUGAUGGUGUUGUUGGCUGCAUAGAGGACAUCAUCAUGGAGGAGGAGUUCCAGCAACUUCAGCAGAGCUUCAUGGAGAAACACUACCUGGAGUUUGAAGACUCUGACGAGAACAAGCUCAGCUACACGGCCAUCUUCAAUGAAUAUGUUGACCUGCUGGAGAAACACCUGGAGCAGCAGCUGAUGGAGAGGAUCCCCGCCUUCAACAUGAACACUUUCAUAGGGCUGCUCAUGCAACACAAAGAGGAGGUACCAGGUGACAUCUUUGACAUGCUGCUGACCUUCACUGACUUCAUGGCCUUUAAGGAGAUGUUUCUGGAAUACAGAGCUGAGAAGGAGGGCCGAGGGCUGGACCUGAGUCGAGAACUGGUGGUCACAUCUCUGAUCCCUGCAGGCUCCAAACACAACGGCUCCACUGAAUCCCAGUGACACUCAAAGUCAAACAUUUGAAUUGCCUCCUCCUCUAUUUGUUUUUGUUGUUUGUUUGUUUUCAUGUUGUCCACGGGCAUUCAGAAAGUUGUCAGCUUGCGGUCAGGUUUUUGUUUGGUUUUCUACUCUAAUGGUGAGCUGCUUGGAUACACUCCCUAUAAAUCUACAGUCCGUGCACAAAUGACCCCUAACAGCCAAUUCAUAUGCAUUCCUCUGUGUUUUAUGUGUGUUCAAGACAAGAAGCUCUUAGUAGUUGGAGAGUGAAGAUGGGAAGGACUUCUUUCUGCUCCCCAACCACUGCACUGGACAUACUGACUACUUGAAAUACUUAAAGUUGUGUAACUGGAAUCUGCAGAUGGGAGGAUAAUCCUGAAGUUGCAGUUUCUUUUUACGUGACAUUUUAUGAAGAGUUUGCAUUCAUUAGUUCUGCCCGUUUGAGGAGAAUGGACCCAAUACUCUUGUGCUGCAUGGUACUAGAUUUGUGUUUUUCGGGUCAUCCUACUGGUUCUUGUGUAAAAGGCAUCAGCAAAUCUCCCUUGUAAGCAGGGAAACCAUUUGAUAUGAUUGAAUGUCUGCUCUCUUUGCCUGGUAUGGUAUUUUUCAUAAGAAAAGAAGAAUUAAUAUAUGUUUUAUGAAGUUAUAAAUUAUUUUGUCAAUUUGUAAUCUCAUUGGAUUGAGUUUUGUGCCUGUGAAAGUGAUUUGUAUUGUAUUUUGUGUCUGUGCAUGUGCGGGUGUCUGCAAUUAGAAAUAAGACCUACAGUAUAGUUUUCAGCACAAUGUCAAAAGUAUUUUCUACUCCUAACAUGACAGCUGUAAUUGUACACAUUUAUGUCACUGGUUAAUGUUUUAUUUGUUUGUAAAAAAUGUAUUUUUAAAUAAACUGGUAAAAGCCUUACAUUAAAAUCA